AUGUAUAAUAAGGGUAGGUGCGAGAAUAUAUUUGGCGGCAAAUGGAAGACCAGUUUGACGACGUGUCCUAUCGCCACCAUCCGUACUCUCGCGGCGGAUGUCGUUGGCAAGGCCAACUCUGGACAUCCGGGUGCUCCUAUGGGCAUGGCUCCCGUAGCCCAUGUCUUGUUCUCUCGUUUCUUCAAUGCGAACCCAAAGGACUCCAAAUGGUUCAAUCGCGAUCGAUUCGUGUUGUCAAAUGGUUGUGCUCUCCAAUACAUCCUUUUACACUUGAUGGGAUACAAGCUGUCGAUGGACGAUCUUAAAGCGUUCCGGCAGCUUGAUUCGCUGACGCCUGGUCAUCCAGAGGCUGGUCACACCGACGGCAUUGAAGUGACCACCGGACCUCUUGGUCAGGGAUUCGGAAACGGUGUGGGUCUAGCGAUUGCUCAGGCGCAUCUUGCUGCCACGUAUAAUAAGGAUGGGUUUGACUUGAUCAACAACUACACCUAUGUAUUCUGUGGUGACGGUUGUUUGAUGGAAGGUGUUGCUAGCGAAGCCGCUAGUCUUGCUGGUCAUCUCCAACUCGGAAAUCUGAUUGUUGUAAGUGAUAUCUCCAUUGACGGUGACACCGCGGUCGCCUUCACUGAAAAUGUGGAACAACGAUUCCUUUCUUACGGAUGGCAAGUUCUAAACGUCGACAACGGUGACAGCGACUUAGCUGGAAUCUACAACUCAAUUGCAGAAGCGCGCCAAGAAAAGAACAAGCCUACGAUCAUCAAAUUGAAGACGACCAUCGGUUUCGGCUCCAAGGUUCAGGGCACACACGGCGUUCAUGGAUCUCCCCUGAAGGCUGAUGAUAUUGUCUCUUUGAAGACAAAGUUCGGCUUCCCUGCCGACCAAACCUUCCAUGUCCCUCAGGAGACAUACUUUGCCUACGAAGAAAUCGCGAAGCGGGGCGCGGCUCUGCAACAAAAGUGGAAUUCUGCCCUUGCCAGCUACAGGCCAGCAAUAUCCCAAAGAGGCAAGCUCCCCGAAGGCUGGGAGAAGAACCUGCCUGUGUACAAACCCACUGACGCUGCACAAGCCUCUCGUAAACUCUCUGAAAUUGUACUUACCGCCAUUACGCCCUCUUUCCCUGACCUCCUAGGCGGAUCUGCAGAUCUUACGGGGAGCAACUUGACCAAAGUUAAGGGUACUGUUGAUUUCCAACCACCCAGCACUGGACUGGGUUCUUAUGCUGGUACAUAUAUUCGUUACGGCGUUCGGGAGCAUGGCAUGGGCGCCAUUGCUAACGGACUGGCGGCAUAUGGCGGCAUUGUUCCUUUCGUUGCGACAUUCUUGAACUUUGUUUCUUACGCUGCCGGCGCUGUUAGGUUGUCUGCGUUGAGUGGACACCAGGUUAUUUGGGUCGCUACCCACGAUUCCAUUGGUCUCGGUGAAGAUGGGCCCACCCAUCAGCCUAUUGAGACUGCCAUUCACUUUAGAGCGACCCCCAACUUGGCAUUCUGGAGACCUGCAGAUGGAAACGAGACUUCGGCAGCAUACUAUGUUGCUAUCACAUCCAGGUCAACACCUUCUAUCUUGUCUCUGUCUCGUCAGAACCUUCCUAACCUUGCCGGUUCGACCAUUGAGAAGGCCGUGCGUGGAGGUUACGUCGUUCAGGAGGAGAGCAACGAGGCUCUCACCAUUGUCAGCUCUGGUAGCGAAGUGACCAUCGCGUUGGAUGCUGCCGCGAAGCUUGGUGCUGAGGGCAUCAAGACACGAGUUGUCAGCUUGCCAUGCUGGCUUGUAUUUGACCAGCAGCCUGAGGAAUACAGACUGAGUGUCUUGAGGAGCGGAGCUCCCAUCCUCUCUCUAGAAGCGCUUUCGACCGCCGGAUGGCAGAAGUACAGCCAUGAGCAAUAUGGCUUGCCGGGUUGGGGUGCGUCAGGUCCUUACCAGAAGGUGUAUGAGAAGUUUGGUAUCACUGGAUCCAAUAUCGCUGCUGUUGGUAAGAAAGUAGUCGAGUUCUACAAACAGAAAGGCGGUCAAGUCGUUUCGCCCCUCGUUAAAGCUGUCACAUUGUAA
Desarmillaria tabescens is the source of this 2049-nucleotide messenger RNA. RefSeq names its product transketolase. The transcript is spliced from 16 exons. Bases 1 to 2049 code for a protein of 682 amino acids. Gene Ontology annotation, molecular function: transketolase activity. Gene Ontology annotation, cellular component: cytosol; nucleus. The record is from RefSeq and is a predicted model, not a curated record. Lineage: Eukaryota; Fungi; Basidiomycota; Agaricomycetes; Agaricales; Physalacriaceae. Gene Ontology annotation, biological process: pentose-phosphate shunt.